Cyphellophora attinorum is the source of this 720-nucleotide messenger RNA. RefSeq lists its product as uncharacterized. The record is from RefSeq and is a predicted model, not a curated record. The transcript has 3 exons. Bases 1 to 720 code for a protein of 239 amino acids. NCBI's taxonomy places the organism in Eukaryota, Fungi, Ascomycota, Eurotiomycetes, Chaetothyriales, Cyphellophoraceae.
AUGAAGAUGGUCACUACCAACACCAGCGGCACUCCGCAUGUGAUUCCGAUGCCACGAUGGAGCUCCAUCAUUGGCAUCGCUCGCCUCGUGCUUGCCGUGCUGGUCCUCGCUUUCGUCGCAGCGGCAGCCGGGCUAUGGGGAGAUGCUUCGUAUGCGGCUUUUGGGCUAACGCUGUUCACGGCAUCAGCGACGCUGUUGGUCUUCGCCUACUACACCCUGUCGCUCUGUCGCUGGCCACAUUUCUACUCCGCCUGGGCCGUACUUGGCCUCGAGAUCUUUGGCGUCAUCUUCUGGCUUACUUCAUUCGCGCUCUGCGCCGAGUGGACUGCUACGUUCAACCAUUCGUGGUGGACGCAUGGAAGCUCCACUGCCACCAACUAUGGAUUUUGGAACGCACCUUUCAGACCUGAGGAUAUAGGCCUACAGAGCCGUGGCAUUCCUGUGAUCAAGAGAGCACUUGCCAGUGAGAAGAAGUGGAAGUCAGCAGUCGCCCUUAUGGGCACAGCGGCCGGCUUGGGCGCAGUACAAUUUGUGCUCUUUGUGGUUACGCUCACCUUCUUCGGCAUUGGACUGCAGAAGCAUCGCGUCGCGGGGAAGCCCUUCACCUUCAAAGCAGACACUUCUGCAGCAACUCCAGCCGUUGCAUCCGCUCCCGCCGAAGAGAAAGCCGCGAGCACCAAAAGUGUUGACCAGCCGGCUGGGACUGCUAGUGCCGUCUAA